GAGAGGUUCGGUUUAGGCUCGAGCAAGUUGAGCUCUUUACCAUUUCGUUUUCCUUCAUUUCCUACAAAAGCAUCAUUCCUUUCUCUCUGUAUCUCCUUCACCUCCGGCUAAAUCUCCGGCGAAGGAUCCGUCCUUAGAGCUUGAUGUUACGUCUUCCUCCUCCACCUACUUGGCGUGAAAGCUGAUUGAGAGACUAGUUUUGUUUGAUUAAAAAGAUUCAAUUUUUAUUUCAAGUAUGCAACCUAGUGGGUUGAAAGAAACCCAACUCAACAACAACAACAACAACCAGAAGGUUCAUCCACAACCAAUGGAACAACAACAAUCUAUCAACCAAAACCCUGAAGCUAUGGAAGCUCUCAUCUCCAACCUCUUCGGCAACAUCUCCUCCUUAAAAUCCGCUUACAUCCAGCUCCAAUCCGCUCACACUCCUUACGACCCCGACAAGAUCCAAGAAGCAGACAAGGUCGUCAUCUCCGAGCUCAAGAGCCUCUCCGAACUCAAACACCUCUACAGAGAGAACAACCCCAAGCCUGUCUGCGUCUCUCCGCAAGACUCUCGUUUAGCCGCGGAGAUCCAAGAGCAGCAGAGUCUGCUGAAGACUUACGAGGUCAUGGUGAAGAAGUUCCAGUCCGAGAUUCAGAACAAGGACUCCGAGAUCAAGCAGAUGAUGGAGAAGAUCGAGGAAGCGAAUCAGAAGCGUCUUAAGCUUGAGAAGAAUCUCAAGUUAAGGGGAAUGGGAGAUGGUGGUGGUGGUGGUGGUAUGGAGUUUCCUGACUUGACCGUUGAGCUCUUCAUGUCUAAUUACGAAGCUGCUGCCAAAGCGGUUCAUGACUUCUCCAAGCCGAUGAUCAAUAUGAUGAAAGCGGCGGGGUGGGAUCUUGACUCUGCGGCUGAGUCCAUCGAGCAUGGUGUUGAUUACGCCAAGAGGCCUCACAAGAAGUACGCGUUUGAGUCGUACAUAUGCCAGAGGAUGUUCAGUGGGUUUCAGCAGAGAACUUUCUCAUUAGACUCUGAGAGGACUGCAACAAUGGAUGAUGACGAUGACGACGACGACACUGAGACGUUCUUCCGUCAGUUUCUUUCUCUAAAGGACAUGGAUCCACUAGACGCUCUGUGUGCAAACCCGGAUUCCAACUUUGGCAAGUUCUGCAGGGGGAAGUACCUCGUCUUGAUCCACCCGAAGAUGGAAGCUUCUUUCUUUGGGAACCUGGACCAGCGUGACUACGUGGCGGGAGGCGGACACCCGAGGACAGGGUUUUACCAGGCGUUCUUGAAGCUUGCCAAGUCGGUGUGGAUCUUGCACAGGCUGGCUUACUCUUUUGAUCCGGCUGCAAAGAUCUUCCAAGUGAAGAAGGGUAGUGAGUUCUCUGACUCGUACAUGGAGAGUGUUUUGAAGAAUAUAGUUGUGGAUGAGAAGGGGGAGAGCCCAAGAGUUGGGCUUAUGGUGAUGCCUGGGUUUUGGAUUGGUGGAAGUGUGGUUCAGAGCAGGGUUUAUGUCUCUGGUGUGAAGGUCGUUGAGUGAAGGAGGUUUACUUGUAUUUCAAGAAGAAUAUGAACAACUGUCUUUAAGGCUUCCCACUUUGUUGUGCAACUUUUAGUAUCUACUUGUUAUAAACUAUUCAGAACUCAUAAGCAAAGCAAGAUAUUUAUUAUUA
Messenger RNA from Brassica oleracea var. oleracea, 1655 nucleotides. RefSeq names its product IRK-interacting protein-like. NCBI's taxonomy places the organism in Eukaryota, Viridiplantae, Streptophyta, Magnoliopsida, Brassicales, Brassicaceae. Bases 236 to 1522 code for a protein of 428 amino acids. Gene Ontology annotation, biological process: negative gravitropism; response to red or far red light. The record is from RefSeq and is a predicted model, not a curated record. The transcript has 2 exons.